AUGAUUAGCAAUAAUGAACAACGUAAUAGAGAUUCUAGUGCCAAUGACAAUGUACCAUUUACUCCUAUAAUAGCACCUUUAUUAACUCCUGGAGGAACAAAAGAAUGGAUUCCAUCAUGCUCCAAUGAGUUAAAACCAGCUUUAGGGGUGAAGUUUAAUAACGUUGAUGAGGGUCUUGCAUUUUAUAAAGCUUAUGCAUAUGUUGCGGGAUUCAACACAAGGAAGUCUACCACUAGAACGGAAAAAGGAAGCAAAAAAUUGAAAAUGCAAUAUAUAUUAUGCAAUAAGGAGGGUUACAAAGAGAAGAGAAAGCCUAACGUUGAGAUAAAUUUAUAUGACAAAGAAAAAGAAAACAAUGAAAGAAAGGCUUCAAUCACAAGGAAGAGACUAGUCAUCCGUGUUGGAUGCAAAGCACACAUGGUGAAUAUUGGUCCCGUUACAACUUUUCGAAUGAUGAAGGAAAUUGUUGGAGGAUAUGAUAACAUUGGUGCAUCUAAGCAAGAUUUUAAAAUUUUUCAUAGAGAUUUAAAAGCGUACAUUCAAGGAAGUGAUGCUCAAAUAUUCAUGGAUAACUUUACCAACAAAAAGCUAAUGUGGAGCGCUUUUUUCUUUGAUUUUAAGAUGGAUGAAGAUUAUUGCCUCUGUAGAGCAUUGUGGGCAGCCCCCCUUUGUAAAAAGAGUUAUGCUCUAUUUGGUGAUAUGGUAUCCUUUGAUACCACAUACCAAACCUAUAGGUACAACAUGGUGUUUACUCCAUUUACAAGGGUUAACCAUCAUAAGAGCUACAUUACUUUUGCUGCUGGUUUCAUAGCAAAGGAUGUUAUUGUGUCAUUUGAGUGGUUGUUCAGAUCAUUUCUCAAGAAAGAAAAUGGAUUGGAAGUUGCAAAAGUAAGUGAAGGAAAUCGGAUUAGAACAUUUGAUGUUGUGUUUAAUCCAACUAACUAUGGCACCACAUGUUCUUGCAAGCUAUUUUAUAGACAAGGAAUUCCAUGUAGACAUAUGAUUUGGGUUUGGAAAGCAAAAAGGUUUGAAACCAUUCCUGAGCAGUACAUGCUACACAGAUGGACUACUAUGGCAAUGAAGAAACCAAUUUUUGACUUGGGAGGAAACCUGUUGGAGCAAUAUAUACACACUUGUGUAAGUUUGGCAGAAGGAAAAGAUGAAGAUAUUCAAGACCUUGUGAUAAAUCUUCAAGGAAUAAGAAAGGAUUUGGAGGCUAAGAGGAUUGCAAGAAAUAAUGAAACAGCAGCUGAAAGUGCAAACAACAAAGAACAAGACAUUGAACUGUUGAUUAGAGCUAGUGUGCAACUGAAAUAA
Messenger RNA from Chenopodium quinoa (quinoa), 1317 nucleotides. Its product is annotated as protein FAR1-RELATED SEQUENCE 5-like. Gene Ontology annotation, biological process: regulation of DNA-templated transcription. Gene Ontology annotation, molecular function: zinc ion binding. The transcript has 5 exons. Lineage: Eukaryota; Viridiplantae; Streptophyta; Magnoliopsida; Caryophyllales; Amaranthaceae. The record is from RefSeq and is a predicted model, not a curated record. Bases 1 to 1317 code for a protein of 438 amino acids.